AUGGUGCAAACUACCGCCCAUAACUACGCCCAGGACAAGUUGAUGCCGCGUAUUCUGAUGGCCAAUCGGAAUGAGACCUUUGAUCGCGAAAUUAUGAAUGAGUUUGGCGAAAUGGGAAUGCUGGGGGCUACGCUGCCCGAGAAAUAUGGCUGUUCCAAUGUUAACUAUGUUUGUUAUGGCUUGAUGGCACGUGAAGUGGAACGAGUGGAUUCCGGCUAUCGGUCUGCAAUGAGUGUGCAAUCCUCUCUGGUCAUGCAUCCGAUUCAUGCUUAUGGCAAUGAGGCGCAGCGGGAAAAAUAUCUGCCCAAGCUGGCUACCGGUGAAUGGGUGGGUUGUUUUGGUCUGACUGAGCCUGAUCAUGGCUCCGAUCCCAGCAGCAUGGUGACCAAUGCAAAAGCAGUCGACGGCGGUUAUCUGCUCAAUGGUGCAAAAAUGUGGAUUACUAAUUCACCAAUCGCGGAUCUCGCAGUGGUCUGGGCGAAACUUGAUGGUGAAAUCAGAGGCUUUGUGGUGGAGCGUGAGUUUGAAGGAUUCAGUACACCAAAAAUUGAAGGUAAAUUGAGUCUGCGCGCAUCGAUCACCGGCCAGAUUGUGCUCGAGGAUGUAUUUGUCCCGGAAGAAAAUCUGCUGCCUGAAGGCAGAGGUCUGGGUGGUCCGUUCGGAUGUUUGAACAAAGCACGCUAUGGUAUUGCCUGGGGGGCUAUGGGUGCGGCGGAAUUCUGUAUGCACGCAGCUCGAACGUAUACCCUUGAGCGUAAGCAGUUCAAUCGGCCGUUGGCGGCAACUCAGCUGGUACAGAAAAAACUGGCGGAUAUGCAAACCGAAAUCACGCUGGGUUUACAAAGCGCGCUGCGUAUGGGGCGCAUGCUUGACGAAGGUAAUCUCCCUAUUGAAGUCAUCUCGCUGAUGAAGCGCAAUAACUGUGGUAAGUCUCUGGAAAUAGCUCGCGUUGCACGUGACAUGCAUGGCGGCAACGGUAUUGCUGACGAAUAUCAUGUGAUGCGCCAUCUGAUGAAUCUGGAAACGGUAAACACCUAUGAGGGUACCCACGACAUUCAUGCAUUGAUUCUGGGGCGAGCGUUAACCGGAUUGCAGGUAGUCGGCGAAGCGGCAAGCGGUGAAGAAGCGAUUCAGCUCGCACGCACGUUAUCGCCUGAUAUCGUCCUUAUGGACAUUGUCAUGCCAGGCAUGGGUGGCCUUGAAGCUACCCAGCGAAUAGUAAGACAACAACAACGCACGGCGGUGGUGGCACUGACGGCUCAUGGUGACGCGCCGUUUCCAACGCAGAUGAUGAAGGCAGGGGCCCUGGGUUACCUCACCAAAGGGGUUGAAUUACAGGAGCUGGAAAAAGCACUGCGGCGGGUCUAUGCCGGCAAGCGAUAUGUUUGUAAUGAAGUCGCUCAAGAGCUGGCAAGUUAUGCCUUUGAAGACAAUAUUGAAAGUCCGUUUGCGAUUCUGUCACAUCGGGAAAUGCAGAUAACAAUGAUGGUGGUUGGCUGUCAGAAGGUCAGUCAGAUCUCCGGCAGUCUGCACUUAUCACCCAAAACGGUUAACAGCUAUCGUUACCGUAUCUUCGAGAAACUGAAAAUCUCUUCAGAUGUUGAACUGGUUCUGCUGGCGGUGAAACACGGCAUGGUGGUUGUUCGCUAUCCUGAGUACCAUGCCCGUCCGGUUGGCAACUGGGGAGACAGGCGUUGUCGUGUGCUGGUGGUAGGGCUGGCGCCCGGUCUUCACGGCGCUGCCCGUACCGGUAAAGCAUUUGUGGGUGAUGCCAGUGGGGAGUUUCUUUUCGAGCGCCUGUAUCACAAUGGUUUUGCCACCCACGCCGAUCCGCAACAAGCCAGCUUGAUCAACCUGCGGCUGACCAAUGUGGUUAAGUGUCUGCCGCCGGGUAAUGCUCCGGUUGCCAGUGAGAUUAAUCAAUGUGCUGGUUUUCUGGCUCAGGAGCUGGCAGAACUUCUACGUCCGCAAGCGCGUCAGCCCCGGGUUGUGCUGGCGUUGGGUGGCGUUGCCCAUCGUGCAGUGUGUCGAACGCUGGGGAUACCUGCGGGAAAUUUCCAACACAAUGGUACGGUGCCUCUGGGAAGCCGCCACGCGCUGGUCAGUAGUUUUCAUCCCAGCCGACUCAAUGUGAAUACCGGCCGUUUGACCAAGCCGAUGUUUGAUCAGGUGCUGCAGAAUGUCCGCAGCCUGGUCCGUGAUGAUGUCAUGGCUAGUUUGCAGGCAAAAACCAUGGCGAUGGUGGCUAAAAUCGCACGGAUAGAAGUGACGGUUACCACCAGCGAAACUGAAGCUUUGCUGCUUGAGCAGAGUCUGAUCAAACAGGAUCGACCGCCUUACAAUGUGGUGCUGCGAGACGACAAAUCAUACCCCUACAUCCAUCUGGCAGAGACGCAUGAAUUUGCCCGCCUGACAUUCCAUCGUGGCGCAAAGCGUAAAAAUGGGCGCUAUUUUGGUCCAUUCCCCUCAGCUUAUGCGGUGCGAGACAGUCUCAAUAUUUUGCAGAAACUGUUUCAGUUACGUCAUUGCGAUGACGCCUAUUUCAAGAAUCGCUCGCGCCCUUGUCUGCAACAUCAGAUCAAGCGCUGCAGCGCGCCUUGUGUCGGCUUGAUCUCAAAACAGGAUUAUCAGGAAGAUGUAGAGUUGGCUGUGCUGUUUUUAACCGGCAAAAGUCAGGAUGUGCUGGCGCAGUUCAAACAGAAAAUGGAGCAGGCGGCGGCUGACCUGAAUUAUGAGCGCGCGGCGCGCCUGCGUGACCAGAUUACACACCUGCGAAAGGUUCAGGAGUCUCAAUACGUUCACGGUGAUGCUGGCGAUGUGGAUGUGUUUGCUCUGGCUCAAGCUGCCGGCACUUAUUGUGUGCAGGUCGUGUUUAUCCGCAACGGACGGAUGUUGGGUCAGCGCGCCUACUACCCGAAAAAUGAGUUGCUGCUUGAUGAUGGUGACUUCCUCGAAGCUUUCCUCUCACAGUACUAUCUGGCUUCGCAGAAUCGAGACGUACCAAAGCUGAUUGUGACCUCUCAUCGUGGUGCAGACCGUGCGCUGUUGAGCGAGGCACUGACUGAGCAAUCCAACCGCAAAGUCGAACUUAUCCAGGCGCCACGCGGCCAGCGUGCACGUUGGUUGCAGCUGGCGUUGGAGAAUGCUCAGUUGAGUGUGCAAAGCUAUCUCGCCGAUCGUCGCAAUAUGUUUGCCCGCUUUGUAGAUCUGCAGGAACACCUGCAACUGGACGCCAUGCCGGAACGGCUCGAAUGUUUCGAUAUCAGUCAUACCAUGGGAGAGGCGACCGUAGCCUCCUGUGUUGUUUUUGACACCAAUGGUCCCCUCAAGUCUGAUUACCGGCGAUUUAACAUUGAAGGCAUCACACCGGGUGAUGACUACGCAGCGAUGGAGCAGGCAUUGCAGCGGCGCUAUACGCGCCUGCAGAAGGGCGAAGGUAAGUUACCGGACAUUCUGGUCAUUGAUGGCGGUCCCGGGCAGGUUGGCAAAGCGGUUGCUGUGUUGGAGAAUCUGCAGAUAUCCAAUGUGCAGAUUCUGGGUAUUGCCAAAGGCCCGGAUCGUAAAUCAGGGUUGGAGCGUUAUUUCCUGGAUGGAGAAGAGGUGGGGAUCAAUGGCGCCUCUCCAGGAGCUCAUUUGUUACAGCAUAUCCGUGACGAAGCGCAUCGCUUUGCGAUUACCGGCCAUCGGCAGAGGCGACAGAAAAAUCGCAACCAAUCAGAGUUGGACGGCAUUGAGGGCGUCGGUCCCAAACGUCGUAAAGCCUUAUUAACUCAUUUUGGCAGUAUGCGUGGUCUGAAAGGUGCCAGUAUGGAAGAAAUUGCAAAAGUCCCGGGUAUAAACCGUACACUAGCGGAAAUUGUUUAUGGCACGCUGCAUCAAUGA
Molecule: messenger RNA, 3882 nt
Organism: Symbiodinium necroappetens
Lineage: Eukaryota; Dinophyceae; Suessiales; Symbiodiniaceae
Source: the annotation of a GenBank genome assembly